Molecule: messenger RNA, 1064 nt
Organism: Phlebotomus argentipes
Lineage: Eukaryota; Metazoa; Arthropoda; Insecta; Diptera; Psychodidae
Gene: Ak1
Product: adenylate kinase isoenzyme 1
Exons: 5
Coding region: 290-946 (218 amino acids)
Biological process (GO): nucleoside triphosphate biosynthetic process
Cellular component (GO): cytosol; cytoplasm
Molecular function (GO): ATP binding; AMP kinase activity
Source: RefSeq, a predicted model, not a curated record
GUUUUAUUAGUAGAAAAAGACAACUCACGUUGAAAAGGUGCCGGGAGAGUUGCUCGGGGUGAAAAUAUACAAAUCUAUAGGACUAUUGAGCUUUCAAAUUUCCUUGUGAUUCUGUGGAAUAGCACAAUAGUGAUGAUGUGGGAAACUCGAAACUCUAAUAUUCCACUUGCUCUAACCAAAGGCAGAAUUUAUGGUUUUCUCUCUGUAUUGCGUUAGUUGUUGAAAGAAGUAACAUUGAAUGACAAAGAAGAAAUUAUGUUGUUAAUUGCAGUUGUUUGCGUUGCAUCAAAUGAAAAUGGAACAAGAGGCUAAAGAGGCCCAGAAAUCCGUUCAACCUAAUUCCUCAUCGGGAAAUGGCAAGGAGUUCAAGGUUCCUGUUGUGUGGAUCCUGGGUGGUCCGGGAUCGGGCAAAGGAACGCAGUGUGACAAAAUAGUGGCUAAAUAUGGGUUCAGUCACUUCAGCACGGGAGAUCUCCUGCGCGAGGAAGUGGCUUCGGGAUCGGAUCUCGGCAAAGAGCUCUCGGCGCUGAUGCAGCGCGGUGAUUUGGUGCAGAACGAGCACGUUCUGGCCCUGCUGGAGAAGGCCAUGCUCAAAGUGGCCGACUCGACGGUGGGCUACCUGAUCGACGGAUACCCUCGGGAGAAGGCUCAAGGAGCUGCAUUUGAGCAAGCCAUCGCUCCAGUGGAUCUGAUUCUAUAUUUGGAAUGCGCAGAGGACACAAUGGUACAACGGAUUCUAUUUCGUGCCUCGCAAAGUGCUCAAGUUCGAGCUGAUGACAACGAAGCUACGAUUAAGAAUCGCAUUCAUAUUUUCCACACCAACACCGAGGAAAUUCUAUCGCAAUACGGAGAGAAAGUGAAGCGGCUACCGGCUGAUCGCCCUAUUGAGGAGAUUUUUGCCGACGUCUCCAAGCACUUGGACGAGUUGUUGGCGGCGAAAAAAUGAAAAGGAUCCUCAAAAGGAUGUACACAGCAACGUUGACUUCAAUUUUCAUCUCUUCACGAAUUAAAUUAUAGACAAUUUGAUCGAGUUAUGUUAAAUAAAUUUAAAAAUGUUAUUUGAA